ACUGCUGCCACACUACUACUGUCAGAUUAAUAGGUGCGGCCAUGUUGAUCUGUAGCGAAUAAAACUGAGUUAAUUUUCUUUUAGGGAAUUAAAAUUGACACAAUAUGCCCAAAUGCGACCUCAAAACGAGAUACAUCCCUGCGACGUUCGCCUGGACAUUACUGUUGGGUACAACAUCCCUGUUUUUUUAUUUCCCGUGUCAAUACUACCUUCACAAGCACCCAUGGGUUCCCGCGUACCAAGGCUUCAUAACGUUUUUUGUUUUGGCCAAUUUUACCCUGGCCACUUUCAUGGACCCGGGGGUUAUACCAAAAGCUCCACCUGACGAGGAUCGAGAGGACGACUUUCGAGCGCCUCUGUAUCGCAGCGUAGAGAUAAAUGGUAUCACGGUGCGGAUGAAAUGGUGCGUCACGUGCAAAUUCUAUCGGCCGCCGCGGUGUUCGCACUGUUCAGUCUGCAAUCACUGCAUAGAAACGUUUGACCACCACUGUCCAUGGGUGAACAACUGCAUUGGACGUCGCAACUACAGAUUCUUCUUCUUCUUCUUAAUAUCUUUGUCCAUACACAUGCUGAGCAUAUUCGGCCUCAGUUUAUAUUAUAUUAUGAAUAAUAACAAAACUUUGACGCUGGUCGAGCCUAUUGUGUCAAUGGUAAUAAUGGGCAUAAUCGCACUACUAGCGAUACCUAUAUUCGGUCUGACGGGGUUCCACAUGGUGCUAGUGUCCCGAGGGCGAACGACGAACGAACAGGUGACGGGCAAGUUCACGGGGGGCUACAACCCCUUCUCGAAAGGAUGCUGGUACAACUGCUGUUAUACGCAGUUCGGACCUCAGUAUCCUAGUCUAGUUCGACCAUCGAAAUACAUAUACAAAGGCGGCAAGAAGCGCCGCGAAGCGCUCCCUGGCGGCGGGCACUCGGCGUCUGCGAUCUCGACGAUCGCGACGGACACGCAGCACCAGGUAAAGACCUACACGGCGGACAACGGCUCCGCGCACCGCCCCGCCGGCCCGCACGCGCACUAUAACAAGUUGGUGUGGGCGGCGCCCUCGCAGCUGUCGCCGGGGCGCGAGGACGCGGAGGGCGAGCUGGACGGGCCGGGCGCGUCGCAGUCGGCGGACUGCGAGCCAACGCCGCCGCCGCUGCAGCGCCGCGGCUCGGCCGCCAACCUGUUCCCGCCCGACCACCACCACCUGCCGCCGCGCCCGCACCACUACCCAAGACUCAGCCCGCUCUCCAGGAACACCAGUCACGGUGGCACCACGACGUCAGGCUACCGGGUGGUGAUGGAGCCGGUGCGGUACGACGCGGGCUCCAACGGCGGCGCGCGGCCCUCGCCCACCAUGCAGCAGCGGAUCAAGGCGCUGGGAGUGCCCACGCCUUUAGCAGUCAGCAGUCCAGUCAGAAGGCCGUACGAUAACGAUAGCGAGGGCUCGGACGAGCUCGCGCGAUUAAACCCCUGACGUGAGCGCCGCGCCUGACAGGUCCAACCCGGGCACGCCGACGCAGCCGCGCCGGCCCGACUUCAUCAGCGUGGGCGGGCGCGCGUCGCCGCAGCGCCGCUUCCUGU
Molecule: messenger RNA, 1567 nt
Organism: Trichoplusia ni (cabbage looper)
Lineage: Eukaryota; Metazoa; Arthropoda; Insecta; Lepidoptera; Noctuidae
Gene: Zdhhc8
Product: probable palmitoyltransferase ZDHHC8
Exons: 9
Coding region: 105-1460 (451 amino acids)
Biological process (GO): protein palmitoylation
Molecular function (GO): palmitoyltransferase activity
Source: RefSeq, a predicted model, not a curated record